AUGAAAGCUUAUGUAACAUUUUUAGCGGGUAAUGGUGAUUAUGUCAAGGGUGUAGUUGGACUAGCAAAGAGUUUACGUAAAGUUAAGAGUGCUUACCCUUUGGUUGUUGCCAUGCUACCUGAUGUGCCAGAGGAACACCGAGAAAUCUUGAGAUCUCAAGGAUGUAUUCUUAGAGAAGUCAAGCCAAUUUAUCCACCAGUAAAGCAGACGCAGUUUGCUAGGGUAUAUUACGUGAUCAACUACUCAAAACUACGUAUACGGGAUUUUGAGGAGCACAGCAAGAUGAUGUAUUCAGAUGCCGAUAUACUAGUGGUCGAGAAUAUAGACCAUCUUUUCGAUGCGGCAGAUGGAUAUUUCUACGCUGUGAUGGGUUGUUUUUGUGAAAAGUCACGGAGUCAUUCGCCUCAAUAUUCAAUCGGCUACUGCCAACAGUGCCCUGAGAAAGUUAUAUGGCCUACUGAAAUGGGUUCACCUCCUCCUUUGUAUUUCAAUGCAGGAAUGUUUGUGUUUGAGCCAAGCAGGUUGACUUGUGAAAGUCUUCUUCAGACUCUCCCAGACAAUACUCGAACGUCCUUCGCUGAGCAAGAUUUCUUAAAUAUGUUCUUCAACCACAUAUAUAAACCUAUCCCUCCCACAUACAACUUGAUGUUAACCAUGUUGUGGAACCAUCCAGAGAAUUUUGAGUUCGACAAAGUUAAAGUGGUGCACUUCUGUGCUUCUGGAUCAAAACCAUGGAGAUACACAGGGAAAGAAGCUAACAUGGAAGACAUUAAGAUGUUAGUAGCAAAAUGGUGGGAUAUUUAUAACGAUGAAUCACUUGAUUUUAAGGCCAAUGAUGCCAUGAAGGAACAGGAGAAUCAUUGGUCUCACAGGAGUGUAAUGGCUACUUUGCCGUAA
Messenger RNA from Papaver somniferum (opium poppy), 897 nucleotides. Its product is annotated as galactinol synthase 1-like. Bases 1 to 897 code for a protein of 298 amino acids. The record is from RefSeq and is a predicted model, not a curated record. Gene Ontology annotation, molecular function: glycosyltransferase activity. The transcript is spliced from 6 exons. Lineage: Eukaryota; Viridiplantae; Streptophyta; Magnoliopsida; Ranunculales; Papaveraceae.